AAAUACCUCGCUUUCUCCAUUCUUUUCUCUCCCAAACGCAAAGCAUAUCACCUAAAACAGCAUCCACAUCCUUUCUCCCACUCUAGGGUUUCGUCAUCUCUCUCCUUCGUCUCCAAUACCAACACCAGGAAGUUGGCAGUUCAUUCUGCUACAUUGCAGUCAAAGUGGAGUGUGUGAAGUCUGUACCCUAUUUUAUGUCUGAACGGGCCUCUCUCUAUUGGUCGUCAAUUGGAUUGCUCGGUGAAUACUGUCCCACUAGAAAAAAGUACAGGUUUACUGCUGCUGAAGUUGAAUGCAUCCAUCUUGGAUCAUUAGAAGACAAUAACACUCAGUCCCUUGGUUGCCAUUUUAUGCAACCUGUUCCUGCUGCUGACCUAUCUGAUACAGGAGCCCUUCUCGUAUAUUGAUCGUCUCUCACACCGUUAUUGAAGAUGGCUCUGCAGAACAUUGGUGCCUCCAACCGUGAUGAUGCCUUCUACAGGUACAAGAUGCCGAGGAUGAUUACUAAAAUUGAAGGUAGAGGAAAUGGCAUCAAGACUAAUGUGGUCAACAUGGUGGAAAUUGCAAAGGCCUUGGCGAGACCCCCUUCUUAUACCACCAAGUAUUUUGGCUGUGAGCUUGGAGCACAGUCAAAGUUUGAUGAGAAGACGGGAACAUCUCAUGUGAAUGGUGCCCAUGACACAGCAAAGCUUGCUGGACUUCUUGAGAACUUCAUUAAGAAGUAUGUGCAAUGCUAUGGUUGUGGGAAUCCUGAAACUGAGAUCAUCAUCACCAAGACACAGAUGUUGAAUCUCAAAUGUGCGGCGUGUGGUUUUGUUUCUGAUGUUGACAUGAGGGACAAACUAACUACUUUCAUCCUCAAGAAUCCUCCAGAACAGAAGAAGUCUGCAAAAGAGAAGAAAGCUUUGAGGAGGGCAGACAAAGAGCAGCUUAAGGAAGGUGAAGCUGCUGACGAGGAGCAAAAGAAGCUCAAGAAGGAGGCGGCCAAAAAGAAAGGCACUUCUGGCUCUAAAGUUUCAAGCAAAAAGAAAACUGCCGGCUCUGAUGAGGAUCACUCCCCUACUCUAACACAUGGAAAUGGAAUUGCCCAAGCUGCUGAAGACGACGAUGAUGAUGAUGAUGAUGUCGAGUGGCAGACAGACACCUCCGUUGAGGCAGCUAAGAAGCGAAUAGAGGAGCAGUUGAGCGCUGCUACUGCUGAUAUGGUCAUGCUUUCUACCACGGAAGAGAAGAAAAAAUCCCCGCCGAAGUCUCCAGAGCGUGAAAAGAAAGCUGAAGUCAAGAGUGAGAAUGGAGCUGAGAGUGUUCGUGAGAAGCUUGUUGAUGAAAUCAGGAAAGCCUUGAAGGCGGGGAACAAUGCCAACCAGCUUAAAUCCUUGUUGGCUAAUCUUUUUGGUACUCCCCAAGAGAAGAUGGAUGCUCUACUCGAAGCUCUGUUUGAAGGUGUUGGAAAGGGGUUCUCCAAGGAGGUGAACAAGAAGAUCAAGUACAUCUCUGAAGCAACUAAAGCUGAAGGCUCUCAGCUGGUUUUGUUGCGUGGCUUUGAGUCUUUCUGUGGUAAGGCGAACCCCGACGCUACAAAGGAGGUGGCCUUGGUUCUGAAAUCACUGUACGAUGAAGAUGUGCUGGAGGAGGAAUACAUAAUGAAGUGGUAUCAGCAAGGCGUAAGUGGCAAUGGGAAGAGCUCCCCGAUUUGGAAGAACAUUAAGCCUUUCAUUGAUUGGCUCCAGAGUGCUGAGUCGGAGACUGAAGAGGAGUGAGUGCAUUACUAAUGCUUGCUUGCAUUAUCUUCUGCUUGAUUACUACCAGUAACUAUGAAUUUGUGGUUUCUUAUUUUGUUUUUUAAAUGGUGUAUUAGUUGUCUGUCUGGAAAUAAUUGGGGACUUGCACUUGGGUGUGUCCUCCCUGCCCCUGUUAUGUUUUGCUGUUUGAUUGAAUUGAACUUGUUUGGUUUUGUUA
This is a messenger RNA of Argentina anserina (silverweed cinquefoil), 1959 nucleotides long. RefSeq names its product probable eukaryotic translation initiation factor 5-1. NCBI's taxonomy places the organism in Eukaryota, Viridiplantae, Streptophyta, Magnoliopsida, Rosales, Rosaceae. Gene Ontology annotation, cellular component: cytosol. The transcript has 2 exons. Bases 432 to 1760 code for a protein of 442 amino acids. Gene Ontology annotation, molecular function: eukaryotic initiation factor eIF2 binding; GDP-dissociation inhibitor activity; translation initiation factor activity. Gene Ontology annotation, biological process: formation of translation preinitiation complex; translational initiation; formation of cytoplasmic translation initiation complex. The record is from RefSeq and is a predicted model, not a curated record.